This is a messenger RNA of Oryza sativa Japonica Group (Japanese rice), 3021 nucleotides long. RefSeq lists its product as uncharacterized. Gene Ontology annotation, molecular function: nucleic acid binding; RNA-DNA hybrid ribonuclease activity. The record is from RefSeq and is a predicted model, not a curated record. NCBI's taxonomy places the organism in Eukaryota, Viridiplantae, Streptophyta, Magnoliopsida, Poales, Poaceae.
AUGGGCUACAAUGGUCCUGCUUACACCUGGACUAACAAGAGGACAGGUAACAAUGUCAUCUAUGAGAGAUUAGAUAGGUGUCUGGCUAAUGUUGAAUGGUGCUCUAAAUUUCCUUACACCACUGUUUAUCAUCUUCCCCUUAUUUAUGGUGAUCAUGCUCCUAUCUUGAUCCUUCUCAAUCCUACUCAUAGAAAGCCAAAAAAAUCUUUCAAAUUUGAAAAUUGGUGGCUGUCUGAAAAUGAUUUUCAUGAUUUGGCAAAAAACAGCUGGAACUCUAUUGUUAAUGGCUCCUUUGUUGCUAAAGCUAAGAAUCUAGGGCAGAAUCUUCUAACAUGGUGCAGGAAAAAGAAGCCUCUUCAAGACCAGAUUGCCAGUACUGAACAGGAGAUUCUUGAUAUUCAGUCUUCUAACAACAGACAAGAUCAGCAAGAAAAAGAAAAAGAACUAAUAACCAAGCAUGACUCCCUUCUGCACAAGCUUUCAGAUUAUCACAAGCAAAGAGCCAAAAAGCACUGGGUCAAAGAUGGAGACAGGAACACUUCCUUCUUCCAUCAAGCUGCUAUCAAAAGAAGAAGGAAAAAUAGAAUCUCUUCCAUCAUAUCAAAUGAUCAGCUUAUCACUAAUCCUGAUGAGAUUGCAAAUGUUUUCAUUGAUUAUUUUUCUAACCUCUUUUGUACAGAUAGAAACAACAGGUCUACCUCUUAUUUUCCUGGAAAUGAUGAUCCAGCCCAAGUUGACUGGCAAUGCCCAGAUGAACAGGAAGUUUUGCAGAUCAUCAGAAAGGAGUUAGACAAGGUUGCCCCCCUUUCUCCUUAUCUUUUUGUGCUGGCUCUUAAUGAACUUUCUGAGCAGUUGAAUGAAGCCCUUCUUAAUAAUCAGCUUAAAGGUACCAGUCUAAGUCCUCAAGGACCUGCUAUUCACUCUCUUCUUUAUGCAGAUGACCUGAUUAUCACAGGUGAAGCCACAGAGAUUGAAGCAAGAAUAAUCAAAGAGAUCAUUGAUAUUUUCUGCAACAGAUCUGGCCAAACUCCUAACUGGAACAAAUCCUUCAUCCUCUUCAGUAAACACACUCCUCAUCAUAUUAAAGAGUUCAUCACUAGAAUCUUUCAUGUUGCUCCAGUGGAUGCUAAUACAAAACACCUGGGCCAUCCUCUUUUUGUAACCAACAGAACCAAAGCCUUUGUCUAUCAAUUCAUUGUUGAUAAGUUCAGAACUAAGCUUACUAUCCUUAAAGCCAAUAAACUUUCCCAUGCAGGCAGACUCACCUUGAUCAAAUCUGUUUUUGCCUCGCUUCCUAUUUACUACAUGGCCACCACUCUUCUGCCCAAAAAGCUCACUUCCAAAUUAACUUCCAUCAUUAGAACCUUUUGGUGGACAGGGGUGAAGGAAGGCCAAGACAAGAAACCUCUUUGUUCAAAAUCUUGGUCUGACAUUUGCAAGCCGACUCAGGAAGGUUGGUUGGGAAUUAGAGACAUCCAUUUGGUUAACAAAGGCCUUAUCCUGAAUGCUACCUGGAGACUGGUCACUAAGCCGGAAGAGCAGGUAUCUCAGGUUUUGAAAGGUAAGUAUUUCCCAAGUACAUCUUUUUGGAAGGCUUCCAGUAAUUCUUCUAAAUCUGUGUUUUGGAGCUCAAUUCUGUGUUUUAGGAAAACUCUGAGGGAAGCUGUGACUUGGCAACUAGCAGAUGGCAACAUUUCAAUUUGGAGCCAGCCUUGGUGUGAUCUAAAUAAUGAUAUUCAUGACUAUAUCAAGUUAGAUUCUUUGCAGGUUCCUUUGCCCAACACUGUUGCUGAGCUGUGGACUGUAGGAAAAGCCUGGGAUGUUAAAAAACUGAACACUAUUUUUUAUCAACAGGCAGUUAACAAAAUUUUGCAGGUUCCAAUCGUUCAAGGUGAGGGGGAGGACAAACUCUGCUGGAAGUUCACCCCAAAUGGUGAAUGCAAUUCCAAAAGUGCCUACAAGGAAAUCAGGAAAAAAGAGGCUAAUUAUGGAACUCAGGUAAGUAGUCAAGACAAAGCCAUCUUGAAACAAAUUUGGAAAGAUAAAUGCAUUCCUCCGAAAAUCAAGGUUUUUGCUUGGAGAUUACUUCUGGGUGCUUUACCCACUGCUCAAAGAUUGCAUUCUAGGGUCAAUGAUAUUACUCCUAACUGUUGCAGAUGUGGUUCGAUUGAAAAUGAUUUCCACCUCUUCUUUGAUUGUCCUUUCAGUAAAAUAACCUGGAUGAUCUCUGAUGUUAAUUUACGCCCUAACCUUUUUCCUGAUAAUGUCUCUAUGGCUCACAUCAUUGCUUAUAUUACCAGUAAUUGUUCUACCAAAGCCACCUUAAAUAGGAUUUUCAAUAUUUUAUGGCAACUUUGGAAAGCUAGAAAUGAUCUUAAGUUUCAGGGAAAGAUGCAGGAGCCAACCCAAGUCUGUUAUGCUGCUGAAGCUAUGAUUACAUCUUAUUCUGCUUGUAUGGAACAGACUCAAAUGCAGGUUAAUGUUCAGGCAUCAACGUCAAUGGAGAGGAAAAUGGAAAGAAUUCCUGAAGGGAACAGAUGUUAUGUGGAUGCAUCUUGGGAUGACUAUAAAACCGGUAUUGGGAUUUUCUUCCACUUCCCUGCCACGCAUAAUGCUCUUUUUGUUAAAGCCAAUAGCUGCAUGGCUGAUUCCCCUCUUCAAGCAGAAUUGCUUGCCUUGCAGUUAGCUUUGGAAAUUGCUUUGUUGUUGAACUUUACAGAUACGAUCUUCCUCACCGACUGCUCGAUGGUGGCGGACACGACAAAGAAGAGAAGUUUUCAGGAGGACCCUGGAUACUGGAGUCUCUUACCUUUUUGGAGUCAAAUUCAGACCUUGCCGGAUCAUCUUCUUAGAGUUUACUGGAUCCCGAGAACUCUCAAUAAAACAGCUGAUAAACUUGCUAAGGAGGCUAGAGAAAACUUCUCUUCUCCUGUUUUUAGCUGUCAAAACAUCUCUCAUAUUGCUUAUCCAUUGAGAUCAUGUUUUGCUUCUGUUCUGAACUCCAACACAAGGUUGAUAUGA